Molecule: messenger RNA, 1373 nt
Organism: Microdochium trichocladiopsis
Lineage: Eukaryota; Fungi; Ascomycota; Sordariomycetes; Xylariales; Microdochiaceae
Product: aspartate aminotransferase
Exons: 6
Coding region: 69-1292 (407 amino acids)
Biological process (GO): L-aspartate biosynthetic process
Cellular component (GO): cytosol
Molecular function (GO): L-aspartate:2-oxoglutarate transaminase activity; pyridoxal phosphate binding
Source: RefSeq, a predicted model, not a curated record
GGUUGACCUUCUGCUGUGACCAGUACACGUUGACGACACAACUUUGCCCAAGAGCGCCAAAGUGCAAGAUGCCCUUCUUCGAUCAGGUCCAGCUGGCACCGCCAGACAACAUGUAUGAGCUCAAGCUCAAGGCCGAUCCCGACCGCCAUCCGGACAAGGUCGAUCUUGGCGUGGGCAUCUAUCGUAACGAACAUGGUGCUUACCACGAAUUACAAGUCGUCAGGCAGGCGAAAGAACAUCUCGCGGCAGAGAAUCCAGACCAUGACUACGAGGUCACGACGGGCAACGCAGAUUUCGUCCGCCUUGCGGCUAGGCUGGUCUUUGGCAAAGACUCGGCCGUCCUCACUGCCAGCAAGACGACUACUGUCCAGACCAUAUCUGGAACAGGCGCAGUCCACUUGGCCCUCUUAUUCCUGAGUCGCUCCGUUCCCAACAUGAGCCGAGCUGUUUACGUGGGCGUUCCCGCCUGGGGCAACUACAAACCCAUGUGCGAGCUGGUCGGCCUCGACUUCAACGCAUACAACCACUACGUCCCCUCCACAGGCCUCGUCGAUUGGGAAAGCGUCCUCUCCGCCGUCCGCUCCGCCCCGCGCGGCAGCAUCUUCAUCCUCCAAGGGUGCUGUCAUAACCCGACCGCGGCGGACUUUACCCAGGACCAGUGGGUGGUGCUUGCACGCGAGAUGAAGGAGCACGACCAUUUCCCAGUCUUUGACGUCGCGUAUCACGGCUUGGGCAAGGGACUCGACGAGGACAUUUUUAGUGUCCGCCACUUCGCCUCGAUGGGCUUUGAGGCGCUCGUCUGCCAGUCCUUCUCCAAGAACUUUGGACUGUACGGUGAGCGAGUCGGCGCGCUCCAUGCCAUCUGCGCCAAUGAUAAGGCUGCGCGCGCGGUGCAUGAUCAGCUGCGCUUCCUUAUCCGCUCGGAGUUUAGUUCCUCGCCUGCAUUCGGGGCGCGGAUCGUGACGAGAGUACUUUCCGACCCAGGACGCGAGACUGCCUGGCGAGAGGAAAUCGCGAGCCUCCAAUCUAGGCUGCAACUGACCCGCGAGAAGCUUCGGCACCUCCUGUGCGAGGUACACAAGACGCCUGGUAAUUGGGACAUUAUCACACAUGGCACAGGUCUUUUCUCUCUCCUUCCCCUUACACCAGAACAGUGCCGAGUACUACAAGAUACAUAUCACAUAUAUGUCGUGCCGACUGGGCGCAUCACGAUCCCCGGCCUCAACGAGAACAAUGUAUCAUACGUAGCCAAGAGCAUCGAUGAGGUUAUUCGGGCGUCUCAACAGAGUUGAGCCACUGUGCAGGAAGUAAAAUUAGGUACAAUUGGACUGAGGGUUUUGUAGCACCGUGGUUCUUGCAAUACAUGAUCUGAA